UGUCGACGCCGCUCUGCUUCGGUCUCAUCUUUCGCCCCAGGAGAUUUUGCCGGCAAGGGAAUCCACUGACAAAAUGCAGAACGAAGCAGGUGACAUGACGGAUCUCUACAUCCCGAGGAAAUGUUCUGCUACGAAUAGGCUGAUUACUGCCAAGGACCAUGCGUCAGUCCAGAUCAAUAUCGGGCAUUUGGAUGAGAGUGGUGUGUACACCGGCCAGUUCACCACUUUUGCACUUUCUGGCUUCAUCCGAGCACAGGGUGAUGCUGAUGGUGCUUUGGAUCGGCUCUGGCAGAAGAAGAAAGUUGAAGUCAAGCAACAAUAGAAAUUGAUUGUUGAAGCCAUGAUCAAUUGGAAUUCCUGGUUUAAGGAAUUAAUAUAUUUUAUGUCAAGUUAAUGACUGCUACUAAGCCACUUCGCUUUUAUGUGGACCCUUUUGUGCUCUAUGAUUUCGUGCAGUUUGGGCAUUUUAAACCCAUUUGAUCUGUUUGGAUUACUGUGACAGUCUGCUUUAUUUCUCUGUGAUAUUAAGCAAUGACGCUUCUUUCUAA
Messenger RNA from Musa acuminata subsp. malaccensis (wild Malaysian banana), 548 nucleotides. Its product is annotated as small ribosomal subunit protein eS21. Lineage: Eukaryota; Viridiplantae; Streptophyta; Magnoliopsida; Zingiberales; Musaceae. Gene Ontology annotation, molecular function: structural constituent of ribosome. The record is from RefSeq and is a predicted model, not a curated record. Gene Ontology annotation, biological process: endonucleolytic cleavage in ITS1 to separate SSU-rRNA from 5.8S rRNA and LSU-rRNA from tricistronic rRNA transcript (SSU-rRNA, 5.8S rRNA, LSU-rRNA); translation; endonucleolytic cleavage to generate mature 3'-end of SSU-rRNA from (SSU-rRNA, 5.8S rRNA, LSU-rRNA). Gene Ontology annotation, cellular component: cytosolic small ribosomal subunit; ribosome.